CAAAUAGAUAAGUUAGAAGGGCAUACAAAGUGCUCCAAACUUCUCACAUGUGUAGCACUGGGGAAAUGUUGAUGUACACAUUCUUACCUCCGCUUGAUAUUUUCGAGAAUCAAACUCGAGACCUUCAUCGAGGCCAGCUUAACUUUUCGGAGGUCUAUUGAGAAAAUAAGAAUUGAGUCCUUUAUGAAUUUUUACGAAAAUGUAAAAUAGUUAAAUUAGUCUUCCCAAACAAUGCAAAUCGUAUAAAAUAACAAAACAACACCAAGUUUCGAAAGCAUCAUUUAAAUGGAGUAUCACUAAUCUCCAAAAAACACGAACAUUAUAAGAUUUUAAAAGCAUCAUCUAAAUAAUUUAUUUUGUCACAUUGAACAAAAAAAUACCUAAAACAUUCAUUGUGUGUAGUGGUGACUCUAGGAAUUAUUCUUUAUUAGGGUCAUUCGUGAAUUCAAAGUUCAAUUGCUUUACAACAGAUAGUUUUACAUUAAUCAACAAAUAAUCUUUUUUCCAAAAGAUAAAAACAUAAUGAUAGAUACGCAUAUACAUUUAUAUUCCUAUAUAUUACACGGUAAAUUCACAGGGACUAUAGGAGUACUCUCUCACAUUCAAAUCAAUUUAAUCACAAGCUUUUAAUUGGAUUGGUGAGCUGCAAUGCCACGGGGAAUGAUGAAAUUGAGGCAGUUGGAACUGGUAUUGAGGGAAUAGGGGAUUGUGUAAUGAGAGAUCAGGCUCGAUCCGCUGAAUUUCAGGUGUUUGAGAAAAAGGUAAACAAAUGGAAAGAAUCCAGGGGAGAGAGAAGAAACAAGAAAACAAUUGGAGUUAGAAUUGAAAUUCUUUCGAAUAAUAUCUUACAAACUGAGGGAAUGAGUUUUAAAGAUGCUGCAUAUCAUCUCGAAGCUGAGGCAGUUGGAAAGUGGAGUGGGCGAAGAAACAAAAAAAAUGCAAUUUCUUUGGAAGAUAUCUUACGGUGUAAGGAAAUGCCUCAAAAAGUUGUUGCAAAGCAUCUUAAAGUUAGCUUAUCCACACUGAAGCGAGCUUGUCGAGCGCAUGGCAUCCCCAGUUGGCCACCUUGCGGGAAACACAAUCAAUCUUGCCCCAACGAAUCUCCCGCAGUUGUUGACAAAGAGCAAAUCCCACAACUGAAUUCUGAUACGCUUCUGCCUUCUAAUCAAGUCUCAGCUACUAUUGGCAAAGAAAGUGUGACUGUGAAGGCAAGAUUUAAUACAGUUACGAUGAAGUUUCAGCUGUCUUGGCCAUGGAGAAUGGAAGAGCUAAAACAACAAGUGGAAAAGAGGUUGGGACACGAGGCUGAAAAUUAUUACAUUUGCUACAAAGAUCAGGACAAUGAUGAUGAUUUAUUAAUAGCAUGUGACGAGGAUUUACAGGAUCAUAUCUCCCAUUCUAGCCUACACGACACCAACUCGAUUGAGGUAUUUCUUAAGCCAAAGUAGCUGAUGAAU
Molecule: messenger RNA, 1457 nt
Organism: Rhododendron vialii
Lineage: Eukaryota; Viridiplantae; Streptophyta; Magnoliopsida; Ericales; Ericaceae
Exons: 3
Coding region: 714-1448 (244 amino acids)
Molecular function (GO): DNA-binding transcription factor activity; protein binding
Source: RefSeq, a predicted model, not a curated record